CACAAGAGCAACACGGCGCCUCAGUCGGUGAUCAGCAUCUGUUUGAGAAAGUCCAACAUGAAGUGGAUUACUCUUUAUCUCCUAACACUCUGCUUCCCUACGACCAGAGCUGACUGUAACUCUCAGAAUGUUAUUGAUGAGUGCAUAAAACAAGGUCCUGUACUGUGGACCAGGUGCUAUGAAGAUAAAAUUGUGACGUGCAAUCCAAGGAUUCGUAUGUUCCAUGGGUUUGCUCGCCAAGAGGUGAACCCAGCAGACCAGAUUAAGGUUGAAGUACGUCCCACAUCCAAUCACAGGGUCCGAAUCCCAUUGCCACAUGUUCCGAAAAUGAGAAACGCACAAUCGGAGGAAAAUGUCCAGGUGGUUUCCUCGGUGAUCAACAGCAGAUUCUUUCAGCAAACUCCUCAGAACAACUACGGUACGCAGCCGACUGUCAGAGAACAGGCAGUUUUAGGAGAGCAGGUUCUGUUUGUGAGCGUUGGAAGCCAGCGAAUCCGUAAUCUUACUGAUCCGGUCCAGUUAAUCUUCAACCACAAUAAAACGGAGAACAAUGGAAAAUGUGUGUUUUGGAAGGAGGAUGAAACAGUGUGGAGCACUGAAGGCUGCAAUACCAAAAAAUCCAAAGAUGAAUUUAUCUGCAGCUGCAGUCGCCUCGGCUUUUUUGCUGUGCUUGUGAAUCCAGAAGUGAAGGUGGAUGAGGAUCAUGCUGAGGCUCUCAGCUACAUCACCUACAUUGGAUCGGCUCUCUCUGCCUUCUUUGCUUUCAUCAGCCUGUUCAUCUUUGUUGGUUUGCAUCUUUGCCUGGUGGUGCUGUAUAAUUCCUGCAUGCUGUUGUUGGUGGUGUUUAAAAUGCGGGAGUUACGACGUGGCAGAGGAGACCGUGAGUCCAGUGACUGGAAGAAGAUGAGCAAGGAGAAUGAGUCCAGGUUAUGGAAGGACGGUGCCACAGUUCUCGGCCUCAGUUGUGUACUGGGGUUGCCAUGGGGACUAGCCAGCCUCACCUAUGUUACCUUAGCUGGAAUCUACUUGUUCACCAUCUUUAACUCUCUCCAAGGUCUAUUUAUGUUCCUGUGGUCAGUGGCUUUAUCAUGCAAGUCUCGAUCAGAAAACAACUCUUCAGUCCGAGAUCCUUCCACCCAGAAAAUGAUGACAAACAUCAAUAACGUCAAAUAAAACAUUAUUGAUUGUUAUUGCGUCAAUAACUGAAUCACUGCUUUUUGCUGUAUAAACAGCACCUAUAUUAGGUGUUGAAUGUCUAUUGGAUCUCUUUUAUAUUCUUUAUAAUUUUUCAAACAAUGAGUCUUUUUGCUAAUGUUAGACUUUUCUAUAAGAUUUCUUUAAAAAGACAUUGCUCCAGAAAUAUUAUGUUCUUUGCGUGUAUUUAUUG
This is a messenger RNA of Poecilia reticulata (guppy), 1387 nucleotides long. The record is from RefSeq and is a predicted model, not a curated record. NCBI's taxonomy places the organism in Eukaryota, Metazoa, Chordata, Actinopteri, Cyprinodontiformes, Poeciliidae.